AUGCUCACUUACUUUCGGAAAAAAUCUAUGUCUUCUUUUCCAUUGGAGAAUCUGUACAACCAUUGUUUUAAAUUUACUUUCUAUAUUUCAAUUUUUUCCUCUCUCUCUCUCUCUCUCCCCCUCUCUCUCCCUCUCUCUCUCCCCCCUCUCUCUCUCCCCCUCUCUCUCAUUCCCUCGUUUCUUCUUCGCUUUCUUUUUUAUAUUUUUUUGAUAUUAUUUAAAAGUGUUUUUUCUCUCGUCGCUUUCUUACUCCCUUUCUAUCUCUCUCUGUCUGUUUCUCUCUCUGUCUCUCUGUAUCUCUGUCUCUCUCAUGAUUUUCGUUUAUUUUCUGUUUACCUUCUGUUCAUAUUUCCUUUCCUUCAAUUAUAUUUUUUCCAUUCCCAACUUUAUGUAUCAUUUUAUUUAUAUUCUCUGUAUUUCAAUCUAUUUCGUUUCUGUUCUUUUUUACUUCAUUUUUCUUCAUUUGAUUACAUAUUCCCUUUACAUGCUUUUGCAUUCGUUCCUUACGAGUUUUUUUUUUUUUUUUUUCGGGAUACCCUUUAUUUACUUUUCCUUAUUUCCAUAUCUUUCUCGUUCUUUUCUCUUUUUCUAUACUUUCUUUUUAACUCGACAUAUUCCCUCCUCUCUUUACUUCGCUUUCUCCUCCACCUCGCUUUUUUUUUUUUCUCUCUUGAUUAUCUUUCUAUUCAUUUCCCCCUCCGGCUCAUCUCUUUUCUCCUCUCCAGUCAUUUCAUUCUUCUCUUUCUCCCCUCCCCACCCAUUUCUUCUUUUUCACAUCUCCUUCUACGCCUCCUCAUUAUAAUAGGCACCAUAGCAAUUAAAGCUGUUUAUGUAUAG
Acanthosepion pharaonis is the source of this 837-nucleotide messenger RNA. NCBI's taxonomy places the organism in Eukaryota, Metazoa, Mollusca, Cephalopoda, Sepiida, Sepiidae. The record is from the annotation of a GenBank genome assembly.